AAAGAAAGAAAAUGUCAGCGGUUGCAUCUUUAAGUAGUAGUGAAGAGGUGAUCACCUCCAGACGCACAGAAUCGCUCGAUGCUCAUGAAAUUAGCAAACUGAUCACUCCUUCAACCACAGGAAUGUUUGGAAGAAUUAAUGUACUUUACUUGCUGGAAAAAUCAAAUCUAGCAGUAUCCCUUGAAAAUGAGAAUAAGGAGAUCGUUGCCCAUGCUGCAUUUCUCGAUUAUCCCAAUCACAGUCUCACUGACCCUGCUGAGUGGGUCCCUUGGAUUCAAAGUAAUUACAAAAGUAAUGAAUACACUCCCUUGAACACUCUGUUCAUGCACUUAUUUGUGGCACAAGCUGAUUAUGCUUUAGAAGGUGCUAAAGAAAUCAUCAGAACCGUUUUCAAUGCUGUCCCAGAACUACAUUAUAUAUUUCUUUUCAUUCCAAGUACUGUUUCUUUAGAGCCAUCACUGGAAGCUGUGUUUGAGCCUGUCCUAGAUCCAGAAACAGUGUGUCAAUACACUGCUUUUAUUGCUCAUCGCCAUCUGCAUUUCCCAGUACUUCGGGUCCGUAAGGCGAGGGUUGAAGACCAUGAUGAUCUCAUUCCUUUGUUCACACAGCAUAACAGUGAUCUUUCGGCUAUGUAUGGAGAUUACUUUCUUGCAGAGCUGAUUGAAGCACAGAAUGAACAAAACCAUGCUGUUGUGUGUGAGGUACGAGGUAAAGCAGUGGGAUUUAUGAGCGUCUGCAGUGAUGUCAAUGUAGAAAUGCUGAAUCAAUGCUUCAACUUAAAACCAUUUCAUGGACUGUAUGUGCCUGACCCUGCAGAUAUACUGGAACCACCACCUGAAUUGGAGGCUGAAUCAGCAAAAAAACAGCAUAGCACGGUUCCACAAAGUCCUGAAGCUGGACUAUCACAAGAGAAAGAAUGCAACAAUGAGGCAGAAAGUGACAAAAAGAAGGAAGCCAUCAUAACACCUGAUGCUGAUAUUCCAGCAAAGGGUGACACUACCCAUAAUUUGAAAUACUCAUCUGGAAUCUGCAUGGAGGAAGCUGAAAAGAAAAUCUUCCAUCCAGUCUACAAGGGUUCUUCAGAUGCAUUUUGCAUUCAGUUGUUUGUUAUUGAUGAAAAAUAUGAAAUGAGGUCACAGGAUUUUUUACCAUUUGUAUUUAAACUAUUCCCGAAUCGGGAUUUUUGUGUAAUAACAGUACCAAACAUGGUUCCAGAAUUUCCUCUGCUUCAGUCAUUUGCCAGAGUCAUUCCAUAUCAUUCUAGCACUCUUCCUCAAGACCUUUAUGUUUUCCAUCGAUCUGGGCUGAUCAGCCCAUUUAUUAUAAGAAAAGCAAAAUCCAUAGAUAAACCUGGAGUGGAAUGCCUGAUUAGUAAACUCAGACUGAACAAGUCUAUAUUAGAGAAUCUUAACAUCUUUAAUGAAGCUCGAAGACAUCUAGAGGGAACUCCAGUGCAGGCAUUUGUUGCUGAAGUCAUGGAUCAAAUUGUGGGUAUUGGAAUAAUUAAAAAUGAAGAGGAUAUAAAUUAUAUUCGUUCACAUUAUAAUAUUGAGGAUUUCAUCUACUUUAGCUAUCAUACUCAAGAGGAGCAUGGAAGGCUUCUGCAUUUUGCAUUGAACCCUAUUUUUCAUCAUCAUCGUAAGCAUUUCCUUAAAGAGAUUCUGAGGCUUUCAUACAAAUCAUGUAUCUACCAUACAGUAAACCAUCAACAAGAACAGGAUAAGAAUGCCUAUGCCCAUUCGCUGACAUCUGCCCUUAAUUGUAUGGUUCCUGUGUGUGCAAGACGACAGAUUGUCUAUCCUCUUGAAGAACUUGGCAUCAAUGCUCCAUCCAGGCAGGUCUCCAAGGAUCAGGUGACAUAUGCAUUGUACCAUUUCAACAGAAAAUUAACCUUUGAGCCAAAAGUAACAAUUAACGCGAGAAUUGUUAUUGUGGGAGCUUCGGAUACUGGAAUUGCUUGUCUGGAGAAGCUCAUUUUUCGGGCACACCUGAAGUUUAAUAACAUUACCUUGAUUUCAACUCAUGGAAUCCCAACUUCGGACAACUGUGAUCUUCAUAUGUUUUUGGCAAGCAGCCACUGCUACAAUGAUAAGGACUAUGCCUUGCUGUCACCGCAGUCCUGGGUUAACGUGGUGAUAGGAAAGAUGAAGCGGAUAGAUAGGGCUGCCAAACAUGUGGUGCUGUCCGAAGGCAGGAAGGUUCCCUAUGAUCACCUCAUACUUUGCACUGGAGAACAGUACCAAGUCUGUAAUCCAACUGGAGUUGACAUUAACAAACUGUUAACCAACAGAGAGCUGUCUGUUAAUCUGAAUCAGAUAUAUACUGGUCAAGUGCCAUCUAAUCUCUUUACAAUAAAGGAUAAGGAAGACUGCCUGAAUGCAUACAUCUGGCUUCAAGACAACUUCACUGACAGAGAAGGGAAUGUUAUAGUUUACGGAAACACACUUGAUGCUUAUACCACUGUUGAAGCCCUCCUUUCACUUGGAGUAAUGGGCUCUCGUAUCCAUCUAGUAGAGCCACCUUUGGAAACAAAUGUAACUUGCUUCAACAACUUCACAGUGGAGAGUGCUGUUGAUGAAGCCUUAAAAAAAUCUGCCGUGACUGUCUAUAAAAAUGGCAUACUGGCACAGUGGAAUGAUGGAAACAAUCCAGAACCUAUCAUGUCAGCUUCUUUCACUACAGAUACAAAGCCUUUCAAGCUUCCAUGUUCAGUUUUCAUUAAUUUUUACAAGAAAAAAGUUGCUUAUGAAACAUUCAAAGCUAUAAAUGAUGCCUGCUUGGUGUAUGAUGGCAAGCUUGUGAUUGAUUCCAAUUUCCACACCAAUGAUCCAGCAAUCCGAGCUGCUGGUCCGUUAACAAAGUUUGCACAGCGCUAUCAUGCAGAUGGUUGGUCUCACAGCAUUUUUAACUCUAAAGAGGUUGGAUACCAACUGGCAACCAUACUGCUUCCUUUUUUCGAUCCCACUCUACCAGUUGAAGACCCACCAGAAGAUCCAGAGAGACUUAUCCCUAUGUAUCCAGUCCCAAAGAUCCAAGGAUGCAAACUUCCUGGUGGCUAUUACUACCUCCAUGUGGCAAAGCCUGGACUUUCCACACCUCUGGCAGCACAGAUGUCUCAUGCAAAAUAUGGAACAGAAAUCAUUACAGGAAGUGCCCAAACUGGAAAUUACUUCAGACUUCACCUUAAUCAAUACAGCAUGGUAGAAACUAUUACUUGUUUGUCUACAGAACCUUUUCCAUCUUCAAAUUACAUUUGCCUAUAUGGACAAAAUGAACAGCUUCUCAACAGAUUGUGUGAUCGUCUUGAAGAUGGACUGAUAACAGAUUUAUACAGCUACUUCAAGGAACCAUGGUGUCUGGCCAUAUAUCAUGAUCGCUUUAAUGAUUUCAAAAGUGAAGUACACCAGAUCAUGUCAGCUCGACAGAUGGAAGACUCCCCAUCGGUUACAGAACUGAUACAACAAGUAAUGGAAGAGGAACACAACCUAUCAAGUGAACCCAAAGAAUUCAUCAGGAUGAAGGCUUUGAAAUGUGGCUUUAAACGUCCUGUGGAAAAAUGUGUCCUAAAUUAUCUGAAGUAUAAUAGCUACCAUCUGUCAAUGUAUGCCCUACCUGGGCUUAUCUAGCCAUGCCAGGUUCUGCACACUAGAAGAUGCAUGGAGACUACCUUUACAAUGGCAGUGUUGCAUUAGUUCAGCUUAGUACAAUUUUGAAAAAGCAAUCAAAAAAAUGAUGUUGCCUUUUGAUCAUUGUACUUUUUCUCUGUAACGUGUUCACUAUUAUAGCAAAUGCUUUCUAUUUUUUUAUUGUACAAGAUCUGUAUGGGAAGAAGUAGAAAACUGGAGUAUCAUGGGAAGCCAACAGAUUGUUUUUACAUAUAUUUGUAAUAAUUCAGCAACUUCCACUAGAUAGAUAGAUAGAUAGAUAGAUAGAUAGAUAGAUAGAUAGAUAGAUAGAUAGAUAGAUAGAUAGAUAGAUAGAUAGAUAGAUAGAUAGGAUCCACAAGUAUAAACCAAGUCUAUGUAUAUGUAUAUUCAUACACACAGACACAUACAGCAUGUAACAAAACUGCAAGUGUCAAAUAAGCGCUGAAGUUCUGGAUUUACAGGCAACCUCAAACAAAUUAUAUCCCAUUCUUUCUUAACAGCAUACCACAGACAGACUAAGGGUAAACAUGGAUGGCUUUAAAGUUUUAUUUGUGCUACUUUCUUCCACUUACAGUAAAUUGUGUUUAUUUGUAAAAUACAUCAUUAUUUUCAUUGUUAUACAUAACAUUAAUAAAGUGAUACGACUACU
Erpetoichthys calabaricus (reedfish) is the source of this 4296-nucleotide messenger RNA. It is a transcript of the gene cfap61, whose product is annotated as cilia and flagella associated protein 61. The transcript is spliced from 25 exons. NCBI's taxonomy places the organism in Eukaryota, Metazoa, Chordata, Cladistia, Polypteriformes, Polypteridae. The record is from RefSeq and is a predicted model, not a curated record. The coding region runs from base 12 to 3626 and encodes 1204 amino acids.